Molecule: messenger RNA, 1418 nt
Organism: Scylla paramamosain (green mud crab)
Lineage: Eukaryota; Metazoa; Arthropoda; Malacostraca; Decapoda; Portunidae
Exons: 4
Coding region: 528-1304 (258 amino acids)
Source: RefSeq, a predicted model, not a curated record
GCGUUUCCUACUCUACAGUCUACGCACAGACUGCGCCUGAGCAGGGAGUUCGGGGCGAUCACUGCAUGCAAGCUAACCCCGCAGCGCCACAGUAGCUCUCGUCAAUUCACUGGUAUGGUGUGCCCUGUAAGUUGUCUGACUGUGGGAACGUGACUCCAUUAAUGUGGAUACUUAAAUUACUACGAAUGUAUUCAUAUAUCAUGAAGAAUAAUAAAUAAAUAAAAACGUGAUCAAUUACUGUGUAGGUGUUUACUCGCAAGUUAUAUAUGUAUCAAACAUACAAGGUAGGCACCUCCCUACUGUGGAAGACAACGGGACACGACUUGUUGAACGAUGAAGUCCAUGUUAUCUGAAAAUGCACAAUCAGUAGACAAACAACCGUUUUUUCUUAAUGUAAACAAUAUAAUAUUGAAGAACUAAAAUAAUUACAGUCGAUGUUGAAGAAGGAAAAUAAUUAGUUCCAGACACCAGUCGAACGGCGUGGAUUUACUGAAGCCAGCAGAAGUACUGACGUGUGGAGGGCAGUAAUGGUGGCGGCCGAGGACUCAAGGAUGCUAUGGGUGGCAGUCAUCUUUGUGGCAGGAGCGUUCGCUGGCAGUCUUCCUGUGGCCGCAGCUGAACCUUCAUUGUAUUACGUAAACACUUCCCCUCUUGGCUCCUUUCUGGAAAAGUCUGGCAUGACCCUAAACAUCCAGGACACUUACGUCACGCUACGUGUCAAAAACAAAUCCACAUGCCGCGCUGCUUGUUGGUCACACACUCGCUGCGUGGCCGUAGCAGCGUUGGCUGACGGGGAGACAGUCCAGUGCCGUUUGGCUGACAGAGGACCCACAUGGACCAGUGUCACCACUGACUCUCGGGCUACCUACACCUAUUGGGAAAGCUCGCUUCCCAACGGCACAUAUGGUCUGCGUGAAGAUAAGAUGCUCUACCUGGUGGUUGCUGACAGAACUAAUUUCACAGCAGCAAAGGAACUGUGCAGUAGAAUUCCUGGACACCGUCUGGCCAUCACGAAAACCAUCAACCAACAUGAAACACUGCUUCGUAUUGCCAACGAAAAACAAACGAGUCUCUGGGUAGAUCUGCGGGCCGAGAAAACCACCGCGGGCUACAAAGUGCUGUGGGGCGACGACACUCUGUACAGCGACAGCGAGGCCUCCAGGAUGGCCAAGAUGUUCACCAGCCCAGAGACGCAGGAGACGGUGACGCGUUACUACAGGCUGAAGGGAAACGUGCUCCAUGACACCACACUGGCCAUGGAACUGUGUAAUCCACUCUGCCAGGCUAAUCCGAUGGGAUUAUAAUGCCUAAUACACGCCUCUAUUUUCAUAUCCUGUCAAAAGGGAUUAUAAGGGAAAUGAACAGCAAUAGAGCUUUAGGUCUUCACUAGGUGUUUUGAUUUCACUACAUUAUAAUAA